This is a messenger RNA of Aethina tumida (small hive beetle), 1326 nucleotides long. RefSeq names its product peroxisomal membrane protein PEX16. Gene Ontology annotation, biological process: peroxisome organization. The coding region runs from base 172 to 1185 and encodes 337 amino acids. Gene Ontology annotation, cellular component: peroxisomal membrane. NCBI's taxonomy places the organism in Eukaryota, Metazoa, Arthropoda, Insecta, Coleoptera, Nitidulidae. The record is from RefSeq and is a predicted model, not a curated record. The transcript is spliced from 4 exons.
CCUAGUUGUUGAUUUCGUUCUGUUUAUCUAAAGUUUAUCUGUACGAGUUCGGUUAAAAAUAAACAAUCAAGUUCAGUAAGUCCACGUAUUCGCUGUAUUACUUCACGUUAAAAAGUAUUGAAAAUCAUCAAACAUCCUGUAUGUUAAUUAUUCAUUUAAUUAACCAUUUAAAUGCCUUCUAUAUUACUUUCCUUGCCGGAAAUAUUCAAUGCCUACAAAAGGUGGGUUAUAAAAAAUCCAAACAGUUUAAGUGACUAUGAACUGACAGCUAAAUGGAUUAGUUACUUUAUUGCAGGACGAAUAAACAGUUCCCAUGUUGUCUCUGAACUGGUGUAUUGUCUGUCUAACUUGUUGGUAUUCUUCAAUGACAGAAUCUUAAACCAAACCAAACACAUCCAUCUUCCCACUUCUGGAGACACGAUAAAAAUAUGGCUAACUGUUAUCGAAUACUCUGAAGUUUUUCUUGAACUGUCUGCUAAAAAAAUUUGGGGUAGCACUGGAAAAUGGUUGAUUGUUGUUGCUAUUCAAGUAUUCAGAUGUAUUUCGCGACUGAUAUUAGUGUACAUCCACAAAGAGAAAUUAGUGCAAUCGCCCCCAAUACCGACACUCGAUCGCAAAAACCUGGAUAAACCAAUUGCAAACGAAGUUCAACAAUUCGAACGCACCACAUUCACCCUGAAACGUAGCGGCAGAGUAAUGAGGAAGGUGGAAACUGCACCACCAAUCACGCACCGAGACUGGAAGCCGCUUCAAAAUUACAUUGUUGAUGAAAGUGUCUCGAUUGACGACGCCUUAGACAAAAGGAAAUUAUUUGCUGAAACUAUUUACAUUGCCAAACCAUUGAUACAUUUAGCUUCUAUGGCUUAUUUUGGUACCAAGACCUGGAAACCAUACAUGUUGUCUUUGGCCAUGGAUAUCAUUAGUUUGGAAUUAUAUAGAUCUUGUGGUAAAGCAAAACUCAACAGUUUAUCCAAAGAACAGAGACUGCAGAUAUCACGGAGGACAGUAGCUCUUGUACUGUAUCUGAUUAGGUCCCCAGUUUAUGAGAAAUAUAGCAAAGUCAAGAUAGAUAGAUUUUUAAUGGCAAUGGGCCAAAAUUUGCCUUUGGUUGGUAUGAUUUGUACCCCAUUGGCUCACUAUUUGCCUUUCUGGCAGUCUUGUUAUUUUUACAUGUGGUCAUCAUAAUUAGUUACUUAUUCAUAAGAAUGGUCUAAGAGGUUUUUAUUGUUAUAAGUUUCUUAUAAUUUUUUAUAAGGUGGGGAAGGAGGUGUUUUGUAUUUAUUGUGAUGAAAGGAACAACAUUUUAAAUAAACUACUUAUACUUUU